Molecule: messenger RNA, 267 nt
Organism: Lasiodiplodia theobromae
Lineage: Eukaryota; Fungi; Ascomycota; Dothideomycetes; Botryosphaeriales; Botryosphaeriaceae
Exons: 2
Coding region: 1-267 (88 amino acids)
Source: RefSeq, a predicted model, not a curated record
AUGGUAUCGCAACAGACCAUUCGCCGAGUUGUCCUCACCGGCGCUGUUGCCGCAAUCACUGCCACCGGUGCCCUGUACGGUGCCGGCCUGAAGCUCCAGCAAGAACACAAGCAGGCGCAGAAGAAAGUCUACGAAUUGCCCAUCGAGGAACGCAUUGCAGGGCUGGAGACGAAGCGAGCACGACUUGUUACGCAGAAAGAAGACAUAGAGCGGAAGAUUGCAGAACUCCAAUCACGCCGAGCUCCGGUGGCGAAGCCCCAGGACUAA